AUGGCUUCCUGCAGUAGUCUCUUGUCUGAAGAUCAGUUCCAGUGUACUAUUUGUCUGGAUGUGUUCACUGAUCCUGUCACUAUUCUAUGUGGACACAACUUCUGCAAAGCCUGUAUCACCAAGUACUGGGACAACAGUGACCUGUGUCAAUGUCCCAUGUGUAAAAUGACUUUUGAUAAGAGACCAGAUCUUUAUGUCAACACUUUCAUCUCUGAGAUGGCUGCUCAGUUCAGGAAGUCAGAGCCACCGAAGGCUACCAUCAGUCCAGACCUGCGUCCUGCUAAACCUGAAGUGUCAUGUGACAUCUGUACAGGUACCAAGCUCAAGGCCCUGAAGUCCUGUCUGGUGUGUCUGGCCUCUUACUGUGAGACUCACCUGGAGCCUCAUCAGAGAGUUGCAACCUUGAAGAAACACAAGCUGAUCGACCCUGUGGAGAACCUGGAGGACAGGAUGUGUCAGAAGCAUGAGAGACCCCUGGAGCUGUUCUGUAAGACUGACCAGACGUGUGUGUGUUUCAUGUGCACAAGAACAGACCAUAAGACCCAUGACACUGUCACUUUAGAGGACGAGUUCAGACCAAAAAAGCAGGAUCUGGUGAAGAUGAUGGCUGAGAUGAAGCUAAUGAUGGAAGAAAGAUCUAGGAAGGUUCAGGAGAUCAAACUCUCAGUAGAGACCAGCAAGACAGAUGCAGAGAGAGAGAUAUCAGACAGUGUUAAGGUCAUCACUGCCCUGGUGCGCUCCAUUGAGAGAAGCCAGGCUGAGCUCAUUGAGGUGAUGGAGGAGAAGCAGAAAGCAGCAGAGAAACAGGCUCAAGGGUUGAUUCAAGAUCUGGAGCAGGAGAUCACUGAGCUGAAGAGGAGAAGCACUGAGCUGGAGCAGCUCUCACACACUGAGGACCACCUCCACCUGCUCCAGAGCUUCCCAUCCCUGAGCACCCCUCCACACACCAAGGACUGGUCUGAGAUCAGUGUCCACAGUGGUGUGAGUGUGGGGGCAGUGAGGAGAGCUGUGUCUCAGCUGGAGGAGACACUCAAUAAAGAGAUGGAGAAUCUGCCUGAAGUCAAGCUGAAGAGGAUUCAGCAGUAUGCAGUGGAUGUGACUCUGGACCCUGAUACAGCACAUCCCAGUUUCAUCCUGUCUGAGGAUGAGAAACAAGUGAGACAUGGAGACAUAAAGCAGGAUCUCCCUGACAACCCAGAGAGGUUUGAUCGUUGUCCCAGUGUCCUGGGAAAGCAGGGCUUCUCCUCAGGUAGGUUCUACUAUGAGGUGCAGGUUGAGGGGAAGACUGACUGGGAACUGGGAGUGGUCAGAGAGUCCAUGAACAGGAAGGGGCAGAUCACUGGGAGUCCUAAGAAGGGAUACUGGACUGUAUGUUUGAGGAAUGGAGAUCAGUACAAGGCUCUGGCUGGCCUCUCUCUCACCCUCUCCUUGAGACAGAAGCCCCAGAAGGUGGGGGUGUUUGUGGACUAUGAGGAGGGUCUGGUCUCCUUUUAUGACGUUGAGGCCAGGUCUCAUAUCUACCCUUUCACUCGCUGCACCUUCACUGAGAAACUCUAUCCAUUCUUCAGUCCCUGUCUGAAUGAUGAAGGUAGAAACUCUGCCCCUCUGAUCAUCACUCCAGUCACAACCUCAAAAACACAGAUGUGGAAAUCCUGGAGUUCAAAAGGAAAUAUGGCUUCCUGCACCAGUCUCCUGUCUGAAGAUCAGUUCCAGUGUUCUAUCUGUCUGGAUGUGUUCACUGAUCCUGUUUCUACUCCAUGUGGACACAACUUCUGCAAGGCCUGUAUCACCAAGUACUGGGACAACAGUGACCUGUGUCAAUGUCCCAUGUGCAAGGAGAACUUUGAUAAGAGACCAGAUCUUCGUGUCAACACUUUCAUCUCUGAGAUGGCUGCUCAGUUCAGGAAGUCAGAGCCACUGAAAGCUACCAUCAGUCCAGACCUGCGUCCUACUAAACCUGAAGUGUCAUGUGACAUCUGUACAGGUACCAAGCUCAAGGCCCUGAAGUCAUGUCUGGUGUGUCUGGCCUCUUACUGUGAGACUCACCUGGAGCCUCAUCAGAGAGUUGCAGCCUGGAAGAAACACAAGCUGAUCGACCCUGUGGAGAACCUGGAGGACAGGAUGUGUCAGAAGCAUGAGAGACCCCUGGAGCUGUUCUGUAGGACUGACCAGACGUGUGUGUGUCAGUUCUGCACUGAGACGGACCACAAGACCCAUGACACUGUUCCUCUAGAGGAGGAGUGUGAAGAGAGGAAGACUCAGAUGAAGAAGACAGAGGGAGACAUGCAGCAGAUGAUCCAGGAGAGACUGGAGAAGGUUCAGGAGAUCAAACUCUCAGUAGAGACCAGCAAGAGAGAUGCAGAGAGAGAGAUAUCAGACAGUGUUCAGGUCUUCACUGUUCUGGUGCGCUCCAUUGAGAGAAGCCAGGCUGAGCUCAUUGAGGUGAUUGAGGAGAAGCAGAAAGCAGCAGAGAAACAGGCUGAAGGGUUGAUUCAAGAUCUGGAGCAGGAGAUCACUGAGCUGAAGAGGAGAAGCACUGAGCUGGAGCAACUCUCACACACUGAGGACCACCUCCACCUGCUCCAGAGCUUCCCAUCCCUGAGCACCCCUCCACACACCAAGGACUGGUCUGAAAUCAGUGUCCACAGUGGUCUGAGUGUGGCGGCAGUGAGGAGAGCUGUGUCUCAGCUGGAGGAGACACUCAAUAAAGAGAUGGAGAAUCUGCCCGAAGUCAAGCUGAAGAGGAUUCAGCAGUAUGCAUUGGAUGUGACUCUAGACCCUGAUACAGCACAUCCCUAUCUCAUCCUGUCUGAGGAUGGGAAACAAGUGAGAGAUGGAGACUUGAAGCAGGAUCUCCCUGACAAUCCAGAGAGGUUUGAUCCUUGUCCCAGUGUGCUGGGAAAGCAGGGCUUCUCCUCAGGGAGGUUCUACUAUGAGGUGCAGGUUGAGGGGAAGACUAAGUGGACUCUGGGAGUGGUCAGAGAGUCCAUCAACAGGAAGGGGAGGAUCACACUGAGUCCUGAGGAUGGAUACUGGACUGUAUGGCUGAGGAAUGGAGAUAAGUAUAAGGCUCUGGCUGGCCCCUCUGUCCUCCUCUCCCUGAGACAGAAGCCCCAGAAGGUGGGGGUGUUUGUGGACUAUGAGGAGGGUCUGGUCUCCUUUUAUGAUGUGGAGGCCAGGUCUCAUAUCUACUGUUUCACUGGCUGCACCUUCUCUGAGAAACUAUAUCCAUACUUCAGUCCCUGUGUGAAUGAUGAAGGUAAAAACUCUGACCCUCUGAUCAUCACUCCUGUCAAUGACUGAAAAACAAGUAUGUUAAUUUACUACGGAGAGUGAUUAGAAAAUAUUCAUUCAGAAUCAAACAAUCAGAUGUUAGAAUCAGAUAUUGUAUAAUAUGAUCUAGAAAUAAUUUCCACAGAAUUGCUUUAUUGUAUAUUGCAAUUUAGCGUUCAGUCUCUCUACAGUAAACACUAUUACUUAUGCACAAGAAAAAGAUCAGAAUGGAAUCUAUAUAUUAUAAAAGUGACAGAUUCAUGAAAUGUAUGGUUGAUACUGUUUUAAAAAUGACACUCAUUCGUUUGAGAUAGAUAAAAGCAGAGAAGUAUCAUGCAAAAGAACAAACAAUAAAAAUGUUUACAAUUGAUAUAGAUUUUUUCCAGCAUCAUUCCCAAAGGGUCAUAGAAGGGUGAGAAGC
This is a messenger RNA of Osmerus eperlanus (European smelt), 3694 nucleotides long. RefSeq lists its product as uncharacterized. The record is from RefSeq and is a predicted model, not a curated record. The transcript is spliced from 2 exons. Bases 1 to 3303 code for a protein of 1100 amino acids. Lineage: Eukaryota; Metazoa; Chordata; Actinopteri; Osmeriformes; Osmeridae. Gene Ontology annotation, molecular function: protein binding; zinc ion binding.